Molecule: messenger RNA, 1590 nt
Organism: Exophiala spinifera
Lineage: Eukaryota; Fungi; Ascomycota; Eurotiomycetes; Chaetothyriales; Herpotrichiellaceae
Exons: 1
Coding region: 1-1590 (529 amino acids)
Molecular function (GO): RNA helicase activity; nucleic acid binding; ATP binding
Source: RefSeq, a predicted model, not a curated record
AUGGCACCUUUAAAGGCCUCUCAGAGCCCUCCUAGCGGCUACACAUCGACCAGCGACCAGUCUGAAUUGAUCGAGUUUGGAGACUUCCAAAACCCCCCUGCCAAACGAAGGCGCAUCUCGAUCGACACUGACAUCAGCCACGACGACGACAAAGUCCGAACCACGUCUGAGCCAACCUCAUUAUCAAGAGUGAAGCCUCCCACGCAAGGCCCUAGGAAUCAUUUGGUGCCGCCGUCCCACUCGAUACCGACGACCUCCGCUACUUUCGAGAGCCUAAACAUUGCGCCAUGGUUGACACAUUCGCUAGCUGCAAUGGCCAUUUUGCAUCCCACAGAAAUCCAACGAGCAUGCAUCCCAGAGAUAAUGCAGGGAAGAGACUGCAUUGGUGGGUCGAGGACCGGUACGGGCAAGACAGUAGCAUUCGCGGUGCCGAUUCUACAGAAGUGGGCAGAGGAUCCUUUCGGCAUAUAUGCCGUCGUUCUCACUCCAACUCGAGAACUUGCCCUACAAAUCUAUGAACAGUUCCAGGCGCUCGGCACGCCACAGGGAUUGAAGACGGUCUUGAUCACUGGCGGUAGUGACAUGAGGCCGCAAGCUGUGGCGCUAUCGAAACGACCACAUAUUGUUGUUGCAACACCAGGUCGGCUAGCUGAUCAUAUCCUAAACUCGGGGGAAGAAACAGUUGUCGGGCUAAAACGGGCCAAAGCAGUGGUCUUGGAUGAGGCCGACAGAUUGCUUGACCCAGGGUCUGGUAUGCUGCCAGACCUUAACACUUGUCUUUCCGCCCUGCCGCCGGCUUCCUCCCGGCUGACGCUUCUGUUCACGGCCACCGUUACCCCAGAAGUUCGUGCAUUGAAAGAGUUGCCACGGCCGGAGGGCCGCCUACCGGUUUUUGUCUCCGAGAUCACAGACCUGUCCGAUUCUUCCAUUGCGUCCAGUCUACUUCCCACAAGUUUAUCACAAACCUAUCUUCAAACCCCAAUGACCCACAAAGACGCCUUUUUACACGUACUCCUCACCGUGCCUUCGUUCACCAAGGUACCAGAGCCUAGUAUCAUCGUGUUUGUCAAUAGAACCUCUACUGCUGACAUCCUCCACCGGACACUGUUGUCACUGGGGCAUCCUGUUACCGCGUUGCAUUCUGAGCUGGCGCAGAUUCAACGGAAUCGCAAUCUCUCUGAUUUCCGGGCUCGAAAGUCCCGGGUACUCAUUGCAACGGACGUCGCAUCAAGAGGCCUCGAUAUUCCAGAAGUCAAUAUCGUCAUCAACUACGACGUCCCUCGCAACCCCACAGACUAUGUGCACCGGGUCGGGCGUACCGCAAGGGCGGGAAGGCGGGGUACGAGCGUUACCUUCGUCGGCCAGCGGGACGUGGCUUUGGUCCAUGCGAUCGAAGAGUACGUGGGGGCAAAGAUGGAUGAAUGGACUGAAGAAGGGGUCAACGUCGAGACCAGAGUAGUCCGAGGGAGGACGUUGAAGGACGUCGCAGAAGCGAAGAUGGAAGCUUUGCGAGAUGUUGAGGGAGGGAAGGAUGUCAAUGGCUGGAGAAGGAAGAUCAAGAAAGACAGGAAACGCGUGUUGGAGGUGUGA